Spirometra erinaceieuropaei is the source of this 1618-nucleotide messenger RNA. Lineage: Eukaryota; Metazoa; Platyhelminthes; Cestoda; Diphyllobothriidea; Diphyllobothriidae. The record is from the annotation of a GenBank genome assembly.
AUGACUGCAUUUCAGGUCCUACUUCGGGCGACGACUGGGCGUCUCCUGCGCCUUGUUGAGGCCGCUGCAAUACGGAUGGAAAAACCAGAACUCUGUAAGCAGCUGGAUCAUGUGAUCAACCUUGCAGUGCCAUGGUAAGGAUCGACAAUGACAUAACUCAGUCCCACACCCGUUUUCUCAUUCCCACUUUCUCCCCCUCAUGACUGACUGUCGUCCCGCGUGUUGAAUUUUAUUCACGCCUGACAUGCUUUCACCGUAAUGUAAACUCGCUUGCUUAGAUAACUUCCCUCCCCCUCUGUCUCCCUCGCCAUGUUUUAUUUACCUAUCAUGUUUCAUCCCUCAAGGCCUAUCUCUGAUUGAACAGUUUAACUUAUCUUACAAAUACGCAAUGAUCGUUGUGCAGUUGAAUAAGAGGUCACGAAGUUUAAUGACGUCAAUAAAUUCUGCAUGUUUCGUCGCCUUUGCCUUGUUAUAGGCAUUGUCCGAAAUCCAUUAUCAUUAAAUACAGAUGUGAUCUCUGUGACACUGCAGACUAUGGGGGAAGAGGGGCUAUGUACAUUUUAAUGUCGGAUGCUUGCAGGCAUCGUGCGGGUUGGAACAUGUCUCGCAAGCAGGAUAAAUCGCUAAUUACCACUCCUCCGUGACCACUGAUGCUGCAGCCGUUGCUGCCAUUGCUACCAUCAUUCUCACCACGGUUAGUACUGCAAGUAUAAUUGCUCGUGCCAGGUUUACAUCCCCACAAUCAACUUGAUUACUAUUAUUAACUGGGUAUCUGCGGUACUGCAACGGUAGCUUAAACUGGCACUCGGAAAGAUGCGCCUAGAUAAAGAGAAGAUGUUCUAGAACAUCGAAACGGGAGAUUUAGUAGAAUAUUUCCGAGCGGGACACGUGGGAAUGCUUCUGAACUCUUAUCCGCAUCGAAGAGGAUCAGUUGCACUUAUCCUUGGAAUUUUGUGAAGCAGAAUGCAUUCACACACCAACGAAAGCAUCUUAGUUUAAUUCUAAGCCUAGAGAACGUGGACAUUGGUAUUCUCGUCUGCCAGGUGCAUUCGGCUCUUUUACUAUGCACGUCCCAUCCCAUGACAGACAGAUGUCGCAUAUUGGGCAAGCGGAUUUUGGCAUAGAAAACUGUCCCUAAGAGAAAUGAGACCCUUUUGCACUUUGAUAUGCUGUCUUUGACAGCUGAAAGUAAGUUUACUUGGACAUUACCGUUCACUUUUUCAUAUCCCAAAAUGGACGCCGCAUUUCUAGUGAUACUUUUCCCCCGCACAACGUGAUGUCAUAGAGACCAGUCACUCAUUUUUCUCCCAUCUUGUAGUCCACAACAAGCACACCUGCCGAACUUACUUCCUCAACCUCCGGCAGCAGUAGCAGUGCUGGUGGACCUGAAAGCGCAGACAGUAUGGCCGUCACCAACGCAAAACUCAUUAAAGCUGUCCUAGACGCGAAGAUCUGCCUGCUGCUUAAUUCCCCCCAUGUAAUGACCUUCCUGCAGGGUCGACAACGCCUGCUGGAGGAGUACAAGCGGGCCACCGAUCUAUUCAGCGUUGCCAACACUACCGGCAGCACGAAUCACCUCUGUGCCAGUGACCUGACUCUUUCCGCCAAGGCCCCUUGA